GUUUUUUAUUUCACUAUUGCGAGCCGAACUCGUUGAGCGUGUUUGUUCUUCAAUGAGGAAAAGCUGGCCAUGCCAUGAGUCAUUCUGUAACGUGCUUCGCGCGACAUCUGUUGCCUAUCGGUGUAACACGAAUUUCAUCCUGUCCCGGUAUAAUGGAGAAAAUUCAUCCGAAAUUUUGUCAUUUCUGCGUUAUCUUAGUUGGCUGUCGGGAGAACCACGCCGCAGUGAGAUUAAAUUGCGGAAUAUAAUUUUCGCGUAACAUCAAGUUAAUAUGUAGUGGAGUGAUCAGGGGUUUAACCGGAAAUAUCCUGUUGAUACGUCCCCACGAUUGCAGACGAAUUAUGUAUCACUUUGAAGGGGACUUUCGCAAAGCUCCGGAUCAAGCCUAUCGGACUGCACGAGGAAUCAGGAUUUUGACGUCUGGGGAUGUCAUAUCCCGGGCUCAGGAAGAAAGGAACAGAAGAGAGAAUUUCAGGAAAGAAAGCAGAAGUGUAUUUGUCAUUCAGAAAUGGGUACGAAGGUUUCUUUCGCAUCGGAAGUUUUGUAGACUAAUUAUCGCUGAGCAAUCAAGAAUUGACACCCUUUUGGAUCGAGGCCUGAAAGAGGACGAAGCGGAAGCUCUUCAUUUAAGAUUCUUGCGAUUAUCGAAUGUUGCCUUCUUGAAUCAUGCUCACGAAUAUCCCUCUGCAUGGUAUCCAGUGGCAGAAAUCAUCUUCAGGAACGAGCCUUUGCUGUUCGGAUUCCGUUUUCGAAAUCCGAAAGUAUGGAAUCCUCUUUUGAUCAGAACAGCGAUCGGACUGCUUAAAGCAUCAAUCAAUGUUUACUGUGAUUCGGAAUGGAUUCUGAGCACGGAAAAGCGAACAAAAUUGCACGGGUUGCUCUCUGCCCUCCACCGAUUAACUUCGCCUUCUGCUCGAGUUUUUCCUGUGCAAAACGGAAUCGAACAUCUAAAAUCUUGGAUGUCCUUCGUGGUACAAGCCUUGAAGGCACUGAUGCCUUGGGGGUUCUUCAGUCUGAUGGCGGAUCUGAGGUGCUGUGCACCUGAAAAACAGGAUUACAUUUUUUCACCUGCCGGUGAACAAAUGCUUCUUGCCCCUUUGUUUUUCCUGAUGCAUGAUGUUGCUUUCGAUGACAACGACGUGAUUUUGGACGACGAAUUUCGGUCAAGCGUGAUGUGUUACUUCGGAGCAGAGGUUCUAUGUAAUGAACGGAUGGAUCUUGAAUUUCUAACGUGCGAACGAAUUCAAGAGUUGUUUCCUGGUUGCUUUCCGUUGGUGAUCGGGCGGUUUUCCAAGGCCUUGUCGAAGGAAAUGGGAGAUAUCUUGAGCAUGGCUGCUCGUCAUUGUGAUUCUUUGUCCGAUUGGGAAUCCGCCCUUACUAGUUUUGUCCGCAACCUUACUGUCGUUGCACCAUCAUUUUCACAGGGUGUUAUCACCCGCCCAUGUUCUGGAAGGGAUUGGCUCAUUUGCUUCAGCGUGUUCAUGAAGGCUGUGAACUCCUUCGCAUCGUUAUCCGAGACACUCUCCAACUUCCGGCAAAACGCAGAAAACGGGAACCUCAGCGGUCGUCCGAAGCGUCGGUAUUGGCGCAAACCGCGAUCUCUCCCGAAGCCCUCAAAUAACGUUGUUUCAAGCUACGGUGAUAACCUGUCGUUGGACGAUAGCCAUGACGAGUACAUGGACAGUGAAGUUUCGUUCGAUUUGACGCGCGGAAGUGAUGCGGAUGCGAGACGCGAGAUUUACUGUCACGUGGCCAAAUUUUUCAAUGAUGUGUACGUCGUUGAUAACUUGACUGGGAAUCUGUCCGUUUGGAUGAAGGACGAAGUGUGUUUGCUGGCAUUUUCCUGGGCGAUGCACGCCAUUUUGAUCGCUCGGCGAGAUUCAGAAAAUGGAUACCUCUGCGUCUUGCUCAAGGAUAAAAUGUUUACCUCAUCGGCUAACAUAGCCGAGUUGGCAAUAAAUUUGUGGUCUCUGACGAAGUCCAUGAGGAAAAGCAGUCACGUGAGUGUGAAUACCUUGUGGGAAGCUGUGCAGAAGGGCGUCAGUUUGUCCAAGUCUGAAGCCGCAGUAUUUCUUCCACUCGUCACAUGCACUGGUAUGUUCAUGGCGUAUCAGCUCCACUCGGCCAUGAUUCUCGGAGUACCUUCCAGUCCUGCUUAUGAGACGGAGGAGGUUGAGCUGUUGGCUGAUUUCUAUCAUCUGAACUAUUUGGACAUCGUGGAAGAAUUCACGUGGCUUGUGAACUCGGUCAUACGGACUUUGUACCCUGCAAACACAGUGAUGUCGGGUUGGAAGAAGAAGCGAGGCAUGGGAUUUACUCCUGUCAACUGUUCCCCGAUGGAAUAUGACGUCUGGUCCCUUGUUUACAAAGCUGGCGUGUCGAUGGUGAGAACAGUGUAUGAUGACGCCUGGAGACUGAGAUUGGUGAACAGCAAGGAGUACUGGAUAACGUUCAGUUGCCUGAAGAAGUUUCCGUUUCAUCAGCUGCGGAUCGAUUCUGAAGUCAUCCCGCGGCUCAACACGUAUUCGAUGGAAGAAGACGAACCUUGGGAACACGUUACCAGGCGUGACAGUCGUUUCGGUUUUAUGGACGCCUACUUGCCCAAGCCGUUUGACGUUGCUUUUCCUGGUGGUUGUUCUUGUCCAAUCGAGGCCCUGGGAUUUUCCACGCUGCUGAAUUUGCAGUUCCUUGUGCCUUUCAUUGAGCGAGUGCAGCUAUUCAUGGCGAUGCUUAUUCAGGAUAAAUCAAAUACUCAAGGUGAUGCAGCUGUUGCGGGCAUCAAUGUCUUGGAUAUUGGGGCAAGAAGAAAGCGGUUUUAUGAUGACGGAUUUGCUGCUAUGAAAGGAGUCGAGGUUGAGGUGAAGCCACGGUGGCGAGUGACAUUAUGGAACGAGGCAGGGGCUGCCGAAGCAGGGAUUGACGGCGGAGGGGUUUUCCGGGAAUUCCUCACAGAGUUGCUCAAAGAAGCCGUGAACCCGAACCGGGGUUUGUUUCAGUACACGACUCACAACACCCUGUAUCCAAAUCCGCUUGCCACCACGUCUGUGGACCAGUCCCACGAUCAGUUCCAUUUUGUCGGACGAAUGCUGGGCAAGGCUGUUUAUGAGAACCUUUUGAUAGAUUUGGCGUUCGCCCCUUUCUUCAUUGCGCAAUUGCUGGCUGUUCCGUAUGAGCCGAAAUUGGAGGAUUUGCGGGAUUUGGACCAAAAUCUGUAUCUCGGUUCCUUUGGGUUCCGUGAUGAAAUUAUCAUUUUCUUCGGAACGCCCAAUGUGGUCGGCAUCGGCAGUCAGGAAGAUUACCAGAGCCCCGUUACAGUGAAUAACCGAUUCAAGUACGUGAAAGCGUUUGUGGAGUACAAGUUGGUGGAGGAGAUCCGUCGGCCGAUGGACAGUCUGAGACUCGGGUUCCACGAAGUAAUCGAGCCGUCGUGGCUAGCUUUUUUCCGUUCUCCGGAUGAACUCAUGUUGAUCUUGUCCGGCAACCAGGGACCGGUGGACUUGGACAAUCUCAAGAUGCAUACGCAGUAUUCUGGUGGUUACACCAGUGAUCAUCCGACCAUCGGUUAUUUUUGGCAAGCUGUGGACAAAUUUUCGUCGGAAGACCGUAAACUUCUGCUCAAAUUCAUCACUUCAUGUUCAAGGCCGCCUGUACUCGGAUUUGGGGAAUUGAAUCCCAAGUUCUGCAUUCAACACGGCGGUGCAGAAGACCGGUUGCCCACUUCGUCAACAUGCAUGAACUUGCUCAAGCUUCCGGAAUACUCAAGCGUGGAAGUGAUGGACUCGAAGCUUAAAUACGCCAUCCGAUCGGGUCGCAUUCCCUCGUUGAAUUAUUUUAUGUUUUGGAUGAUAUCACUGGAAUCGUAUUUACCAGGAGUGAUGAUUUUUUCCCCGUACAAGAAGAGCGGUCGUCAGCUGAGCGGCAGUUUUGCUCUCCACUCAAAAGAUGAGGCGCCUCCAAGGGUUGCCUCCAGGUCAUCCAAGGAAACCCUUAAAAAGAAUGCCAAGUUGAUUUCAAAAAUUCUGAGGGGAAAGCUAGGCUACAACAAAAAAAGGGCGCCUCAUCUUUUGAGUGGAGAGCAAAACUCUGCCAGGGUGAAUUAA
Molecule: messenger RNA, 4100 nt
Organism: Notodromas monacha
Lineage: Eukaryota; Metazoa; Arthropoda; Ostracoda; Podocopida; Cyprididae
Source: the annotation of a GenBank genome assembly